Molecule: messenger RNA, 1223 nt
Organism: Chaetomium strumarium
Lineage: Eukaryota; Fungi; Ascomycota; Sordariomycetes; Sordariales; Chaetomiaceae
Exons: 2
Coding region: 331-636 (101 amino acids)
Source: RefSeq, a predicted model, not a curated record
GCUACGUCCAGAGCCUUUGAGAAUUUGCCUACGCCUUCCGGGAGAGCUCUCCCCUGUCGUUGUUUGGCCAAUGCCAGCCUGAUCGCGGUGGACUUGGCUUGGGGCAUUUGGAGGUUGGGUAUCUGUCCUUGCCUCGUUGUCCUUUGCGCUGCCGCCUUGGCCUCUAAGCCCAAGGCAAAGUUGGCUUCCGCUGGGAUCCAUAAGAAGUCGACCGAGUUCCCUUUUUCUUGGUGCUGUCUAGCCAACUCAUAGAUUUAUCGUAUAGUGCCUUGGCCAGACUGCUAUUGCAGUUGCCUAAUUGCUACUAGCGCUGACUAGUUCCUGGUGACGAUGGUGAUAUAUCUAUGGCGGGCGUUGGCCGGAAUCCUCUCCAAGGCCAUUGCGAUGGCUGCUAGUUCUACUGUAUAUAGGUUCUGCUCUUCCCUCGUGCCAAGAGUUAUAGCAAAUCUUGUCACGGUCUCGCUAGUCCUAUUAAAGAGACUGGUUACAAUCACGAUGCCUAUGGCUCUGUUGGCUAUCUUGGUCGCCUUCUCUCGGUCAGCUUUAAUCAUCGGCUAUAGGCGAGGUGCCCAAGGAGCGAUAGUAUAUUUCUGGAUUGUUUCUAUCCGUUCGGUUUUUAUUCCUUCUACUAUAUAGGCGAUCUUUUAAAACGGGGAAACAAAUCGUACUAUUGUCCGGAUUUUCUUCCAAGCUAGGGGAUAAGUCCCAGGCAAUAUCUAAAUAUUGAUCUAUAGUCUGGCUGCCGCCUGAGCGUAUUAUUCUCAUACGGGGAGAAUGCUCGCUUCAGCCUUUGCUACGACCAUCGCCACGGUCCGAAAGACUCCUGUGAUUGCCAGGGCCCUGAUCUUCUACGCCCUAUUCAGCCAGCUCAGUGCCUUUUCGCCGCAGGCAUAUAUCCAGACACUGGCAGCGGAGUCUAUGACAGGGGCUACUAUUGCGAUAAACAGUUGUCUCGCUAUCUAUGGGGAAAGCAUCUUUAGUCUCUUCAGGGCUAGAGCGGCUAUAAGAUCCUUAGCUGCCGUCCUAGUAAUAUGUUGCUUAUAGCGGAGUUCGUAGUCUAUAAUAACCCCUAGGAUCUUUGUACUUCCCUAUGGUUUGACCGUAUCCCCUUUGACUAUAAACGGCCUUUCUAAAGAUCACUCUUUGUUCCUUAUAAAGUAUACAAUGGCUAUCUUUUCGCCCUCAAACUAGGUGCUGCUUUGUCUUCCCUAAUCUAGGGCUCU